This is a messenger RNA of Marasmius oreades (fairy-ring Marasmius), 573 nucleotides long. RefSeq lists its product as uncharacterized. The transcript is spliced from 3 exons. The record is from RefSeq and is a predicted model, not a curated record. Bases 1 to 573 code for a protein of 190 amino acids. Lineage: Eukaryota; Fungi; Basidiomycota; Agaricomycetes; Agaricales; Marasmiaceae.
AUGGGACCGGUGUCAAGAUGGACGAAACUGGAACAAGGGCGACGGGGAUUGACCGAAGCUUUGACCUCGAUGAACAACGAUACUUAUGUGAUCGGGCCUGGUCUUGGUUGGGGAAAAGUGUCCAUCAAGAAGGGCGACAGAACGUCCAAUCCAUUUCCCCCUCUGUCUCUGGCGACAUUCCCGCCCCUGGUUUUUGUAAUCGUGACGUCGGCGCUCGAAAAGAACCAAUCAGACAUUCAUAGGUUUUUGCUAAGCGGCGCUUCAACUCCAACCGCGUGCUCAUGGAAAGGAAGCGAAAGCCCAAAAACUCCAUUGAUUCCGCCGAGUGUCGGGAGGCCCUUCCUCAUUGCAUGGUCGGUGUCAAAGGCGCUGAAAGAUGGCAGAGUUCGAUCACUUGGAGUCGACGAUAGGACCGACGAGUCCACCGUCACUAACACUAAAUCCAUCAACGGCUCCCUUUAUGCUCCCACCCACGUUUUCUACCCGUUCGUUCGCUGUAUAGCUCAAGAUUACGGGCGAUUAUCGUUUUGCGCUGCCUUUCUGCCGAUGGACUACGGGAAUGGCCACCAUUAG